AGAUUUUGAAAAAGUGUUUUAAAACAUUCUUAACUAUUGACUAUAUUCAAAAAAUAUAUUAUUUCUGCAAUAAUCAAAAGAUUUAUUGGAAAAAAUGCCAUUUUAAUGAAACGUUCAUAAAUUUGCGCCAAAACGCGGUCACCGGUGUCAUGGCGUCGCUGUGACGUCACACCUCAGUAAACAGUCAAGCGUAUGUAUUGCAAACGUUAGAGCCGAACAACAAAUCCUUUAAUAAAUAUGAAUGCAAAAGUUUACAAGUGGUGUGCGGUCCCUCAAUGCACAAAUUCGUCACUAAAAACCCCUGACAAAGUGUUUGUGUAUGUUCCAAACGAGAAAACGAUGCGAUUUAAGUGGCUUACUCUUGCGCGGCGGGAUCCGAAAGCCAUUAAUGUUGAUUCUUCCAUUUAUUUUUGUGAAGAUCACUUUGACUUGCCAAAUGACAUGGAUAAUUAUAUGGAGUAUCACAUCAUGGGUUCUGUGGCAAAAAUUAGGAUGAAGCCAGGGUGUAUACCCACCAGGUUUGACUGCCAACCAGAUAGAAGAAAACGAGCCUCAGCUGAAACCAUCCACCGACCAUAUAUUACAAAAAAACAAAGACAAGAUAUUAUUCAAGAAUCUAUAAAAGAUCUGGAAGAGAAAAGUAUUAUAAACAAACCCUUAGAGCUAGAAGAGACAUCAGUUGGAAGUUCAGGUAGGAGGCAAGUGCAGGUUCACUGUAGGAGUUGGGGUGGACUGCUAGAAAUAUUAUAAAGUAAAUAUUAGUGUAUAUGUUUUUACCAAUAUACUCAAAAAGACAGGAUUGAUUUCUAAAAUCAACACACCACUAGAAUGCUAUUUUAAUGCUAAAUAACAAUAAAAUAAUAGGAUGUAAAAGAAAAACUAGAGUGCAGCUGUAAUUAUAUGUUUAUUUCUUUAUUCAUGGUAAUAUUGCAUAGUGAAAAUGUGUUUAUGUUUGUUAUUAUUAGGUAAUAAUUUUGAAAACUACUGAACUGAAUUUUUAAAACUUCUUUUACCAUUAGUAUAUUAUUCCUGUUCAAAAUAUAAAUCAAUUUCUUAUUCUGUUUAUGUAAAUUAGCAAUUCAAUUGUGCUGAUUAAACCAUUCUAUAGGUAGUUAUUUAUGUUACAGGUUAGGUACUAAAUGACUUAACUAUUUGAUAGCAAGGUACCUACACAACGUUAGAUUAUUACCUUGCAUUCUGUACCUAGAGUACCUCAUCUCAUUAUUUAAGAAUUACUUGAUAGUUAUUUUUCAUCUCUAUACUGACUUGUGCUAUUGGGUAUUUAAUUAAUGUGUUUUUUUUUCAGCUGUGCAUGGAGAUGAAGUUAUAGAAAAUAUUACACAGGAAAAAGAUAAGACAGCAAAUAAAUCAAUCCAAGUUUACAUGACACACAAAUUCAGAAGCAAAGCCGUUCAAUCUGGAGUUAAAAUUGUAAACCAGAUGACAUCACCAUUGAAACAGGAUCGCCAAUCUGUCUCUACAUCGCCAUUUAAGAUAACUAGAUGCACUUCCAAAAUCAAACCAACCACAUCAAACAUACACAUAAGUUCAAGAAAAAUAUUUGUAGAUGAAGCCCAGUCUGAUAGUGAUAUUUCGUAUACACCAUCGAUAAUGGAUGAAGGUACAUCACAAACUAUAUCUGUUCAAACAAAUUCAACUUCAGAUUGCAGUGAGUUGCUACAAGAUGAUAAACAGAAAGAGGCAGCUCUAAUGCUGCAGUGUACACUACUUAAAAUCAACAGAAAUCCUCGCUGUUAUAUAGGUGUUCCUAAAGACUGUCAUUAUUUAUUAGGUCUAAUCGAAGAAUACACAAAUAUUCCUCCAGUUCAUUUUC
Leguminivora glycinivorella is the source of this 1834-nucleotide messenger RNA. RefSeq lists its product as uncharacterized. The coding region runs from base 238 to 750 and encodes 170 amino acids. Lineage: Eukaryota; Metazoa; Arthropoda; Insecta; Lepidoptera; Tortricidae. The transcript has 2 exons. The record is from RefSeq and is a predicted model, not a curated record.